Messenger RNA from Daldinia decipiens, 1827 nucleotides. Its product is annotated as beta-lactamase/transpeptidase-like protein. The transcript has 3 exons. NCBI's taxonomy places the organism in Eukaryota, Fungi, Ascomycota, Sordariomycetes, Xylariales, Hypoxylaceae. The record is from RefSeq and is a predicted model, not a curated record. The coding region runs from base 1 to 1827 and encodes 608 amino acids.
AUGAAGUCGAUUCCCUUCUUUCCCGUGGCGGCGUUGCUGCUCGUGGCGCAGAUGAUCCUCCUGGUCAAUGGUAUUCCCAACUGUCCAUACCCGGGUCCGGCAUUCCCAAAGCCGACAGCACUUGCCUCUUCCGAUAUAAUUAAAACAGUGAUCGCAAACCUGACGGCGACCUUUGACGCGCGGGGCAUGGACCCGAGCACGAACCCAAAUGGCACGUCGUGGUCGAUUCAAGUGUUCUCUGCGUCCGAUCCAGAUGAAGACAAGCCCGUAUGGAGCCAUUAUCACACAGCGACGGAUCUGCUGGCAGCUGACACUCCCGGUGUGAAAAGUGUCGACGGAAAUACCGUGUACCGAAUUGGUAGUGUUACAAAAAUAUUUACUAUCCUAACGUUCCUGAUCGAGGCCGGAGACACAUAUUGGAACACACCCGUGACGCAAUGGGUCCCAGAGCUCAAGUUGCUAGCCGGAAAGGCGCAAUACGACCCUAUUAUGAAUGUUGAUUGGGAUAGCAUUACGCUGCAGGAUCUGGCGAGCCAUAUGGCGGGCAUCGUUAGAGAUUAUGCCAUAGAGGGGGAACUGACGCAAGAGCAUAACCAAACCGUUCUGCAGUCCCAGGGAUUCCCACCAGCGCCUAGGAACGAAACACCAGUAUGCGGGGAGGCUAUAAAGUGUAAUCGUGCCCAAUUUUUCUCUGGAUUAGCCAGCGUCCCUCCGUCUUUUUCGCCAUCAUGGACAGCAGGAUAUUCGAAUGCGGGAUAUCAAAUAUUAUCUUACGCUCUCGAAGCCAUCACGAAUAAGCGAUACGCGGCGAUGCUCCAGACCGACGUUAUCAACAAGCUCCAGCUCAAGAACACUUUCUACCAGAAACCUAACGACAAGCUCGGCGUCAUCCCCCAAGGCCAAGAAGCCAUGUGGGCGUUUAGUAUCGGCGAGGCGAGCCCGUAUGUUUCUCCUGGUCCUAUUUUCAUCCUCCUUAUUGAUGAUACUAUACUAAUGCUGAAGCGAAGAACUGGGAAUAUGUACUCCUCGGUAGGCGACCUGUCGCGUCUCGGUCGAGCUAUCUUUCGGCAUACGCUCUUACCGCCGGCGCAAACGCGGCGGUGGCUCAAGCCUACGGCGCUCACAGCUGACAUCCACGAGGGGAUUAGUUCGCCUUGGGGUAUCCGGCGCAUCCCGCUAAACGACGGCAGCCGAGUGGUCGACGCGUACAGCAAGGCCGGUAGCAUCAACGUGUACAUGUCGCUGCUGGUGCUACUGCCCGACUACGACGUCGGCAUCACAGCGCUUCUAGCGGGCGGUUGGCCUGGAAACUCCAACUGGGACAUCGCGGACGCGAUCGGUGAGGUCCUUCUCCCCGCACUGGAGGAGACCGCGCGCGAACAGGCAGACGCUUCCUACGCGGGCACAUACACAGCGGAUGACGGCUUAAAUAGCAGUUUGGUGCUAAGCACAGACCCGUCGCGCCCGGGCCUCGGAAUCGAGAAGUGGAUCAGCAAUGGCACGGACAUGAUGCCGAUCGCGAUACGGUACACGCUGAAUUACAACGUGACGGGGCCUGCGAUCCGGCUCUACCCCGCGGGGAUAGAAACACAACCUCAAGGACCAGAAGGGACUAGGAGGAUAGCGUUCAAGGCUGUGGUUGAAAACCUCGAUAUCACGGACCAUACCGGCGAUAUGUUCUCAACGAAUUGCGGUACGUGGGUUGGCCAGACGACGGCCGUGUAUGCCGACAUGCCGCUCGAUCAGUUUGUGUUUACCGUGUCGAGCGAUGGUAGGGCGGUUAGUGUUGUGCCGUUGGCGCUGAGGACGAGCCUAAAUAAGAAUUGA